This is a messenger RNA of Spirometra erinaceieuropaei, 456 nucleotides long. NCBI's taxonomy places the organism in Eukaryota, Metazoa, Platyhelminthes, Cestoda, Diphyllobothriidea, Diphyllobothriidae. The record is from the annotation of a GenBank genome assembly.
AUGUUGGUGGACGCCUACUGUGGUGACCAGCCCCGGGAUCAUCAUCGUCUACAGGACCGGCGACCGGUGACUGCAAACCGCUACGCGCACUCUGCCGUCUACGAAAUCCUCUUCGAGUACGCCUGUGCGGUCAUGCAAAGAAGCAUGGGCCCCUUUGCCUUCGGCUGUCCAAACUUCGGACUGAUCAUCAUCAACACGGACAAAACGGUGGCCAUGCACCAAUCAGCACCAAAGGAGGAACACGCCACGCUCAGCAUCAGUGUGCGUGGAACACGGCUCUUAUCCAUGUACAAGUCCACCUGCGAAGGCAGCAUCAUUUCGAACAACACCAAGAUAGUCUGCGAAGUGGUCCACCGACCUCCAAAGCCAGCCAGGCAUUCGGUCAGCCGCAGGCCUCCGUCUGGAGCCGCCACGGACUUCGACUCAACACGAAGCUCAAAAUGGGCAGGACGGUAG